GUUAUGUUAAUUUUAUUUGUAACUGAACGCGCAGCAAAAGUCUCUUCAUCCGUGUUCUUCCUGGACUUCCUGGAUUUUCUUCUCAUACAAAACUUAAUUUAUAAUUACAAAAUGACUCUCCUUUCGGAUGAGGAGGUGGCACGAGAGCUGGACAGAGCAAUUAAUGGGAAUCAGUCUCCUCCUGACCAUUUGAGGAUUCCUGGCUAUGAACCAGCCAACAAUGUCCGUAGUUCCGCUCGUGCUGAUCUCAAUUCAACGGCGUGUAUCGUUGACAGUGAGUGGGAAUUGCUGGAUCCCACUCCGGAUGUUCAGGCACUCUUCCGGGCCUUCGAUGAGCGCUUCUUUAAGAAGAACCUCCAGUGCGUCCAGCUGGAAUGGAGCAAAAAGAUGUACAAUUGUGCGGGGAUCUGCUACCUGCGCACCAAUAGAUUGGGAAAAGCAUGCACAAUUCGCCUGAGUGAGCCACUGCUGAAGCUACGAUCACGGAAGGAUCUCAUUGAGACGCUCCUGCAUGAAAUGAUUCACGCCUAUUGCUUUGUUCAGGGCAUCCGAGAGGGAAAUGGUGGACAUGGGCCCACAUUCAUCAGCAUUAUGAGGACAAUAAAUCAACGCGCUGGCACCAACAUCACCGUCUACCACAGCUUCCACGAUGAGGUGGAACUGUACAGGACACACGUGUGGCGAUGCAAUGGUAUUUGUCAGCAUCGAGGACCCUUCUAUGGGUACGUAAAGCGUACAAUGAAUCGCGCUCCUGGCCCCUCGGAUUACUGGUGGAUUGCGCAUCAGCAAUCAUGCGGGGGAACUUUUGAGAAGAAGAGUGCUCCAGAAAAGCCCCAACGAGCUACUGGGAAAAAGCCAAUAAACACAUUACCCAGCACAAGUCGAGAUAUUCGAACAUACUUCACCCCAUCGCCAAAGAAGAACCCCCCAAAGCAGCAGGAGACACCAGAGGAGGUAAAGAAUAAUGUCCGGGAGGUGUGGAAUAAGAGAUUUGCCUCAACAAGCCCCCAAACGAGUGUUCCGGCAACGAAGAAAGCAAAAACAUCAGAGGAGCUUCCCAAAGAUUCGUGGAAGCAAAUUGAUGAUGAGAUCUUCAUUGAGGAUCCCGAGAUUCCCGUUAUAACGCUCGAUGAUUCCCCGGUGGUGAAGCCUACGAGGAAAUUACAAACUCCAGCGGAGCGUCAGUCUCAGAUUAAGGAAGAAAUCCUCGAGUCAAUUCGCACCAAUGGCGAUGAGAAUGAUCCGAAUGAUGUCAUUGAAUUGAUUGAUGAUGAAUACAAUGAUGAUGAUAAAUCUACGGUUGACAUCCUUCUGGAUCAAUCUGUGAUCGAUGAUCUCUUCGGGAAGGACACCCUCAUGGAGGAUUUUACACGGAAGACUGACACCGCCAGCGAUAACAUCACAUGCCCCGUUUGUCAGCUCUACCUACCACGUGGUAUGCUUACAGAUCACAUGGAAGGCUGCUUGGGGAUUAUGGAGCACAUUGAGUACAAUCCAAAGAAGAUGCCACAAAAGAAGCACAGCAAUUCCUCACCAGCUGCUGCCUCCAAAUCACUCAGGAAGCCUCGAGGGCCUCGGAAAGAUUCCUCAUCAAAAGAGAUUGUUUCCAUCUCUUCAUCUCCACCAUCACCCGUUCCUGGCGGAUCCAGAGUCCCUUGUCCAGUGUGCAGCAAUCCCAUAGCUGAAACUGAUAUUAAUGAUCACCUAGAUCUCUGUCUAACACUCUCAAAUCUCGAUGAUCUUCAGUGAUCUUCAGUGAUAAAUUCCCUUUCAAAUUAAUUAAUUUUUAAACUUUAACUUUGUUUUUUUUAGAGAGCCGCAUUGUGCCAUUAUAGAUUUAAAGGAGAGAGAAUUAAAAUUAAGUUUUUUCUGUAAAAAAAA
This is a messenger RNA of Lutzomyia longipalpis, 1881 nucleotides long. RefSeq names its product DNA-dependent metalloprotease dvc-1 (gene mh). Gene Ontology annotation, molecular function: single-stranded DNA binding; metalloendopeptidase activity; polyubiquitin modification-dependent protein binding. NCBI's taxonomy places the organism in Eukaryota, Metazoa, Arthropoda, Insecta, Diptera, Psychodidae. Gene Ontology annotation, biological process: DNA repair. The record is from RefSeq and is a predicted model, not a curated record. Gene Ontology annotation, cellular component: nucleus. Bases 4 to 1749 code for a protein of 581 amino acids. The transcript has 2 exons.